This is a messenger RNA of Chroicocephalus ridibundus (black-headed gull), 1985 nucleotides long. RefSeq lists its product as uncharacterized. The transcript is spliced from 12 exons. Lineage: Eukaryota; Metazoa; Chordata; Aves; Charadriiformes; Laridae. Gene Ontology annotation, cellular component: cytoplasm. The record is from RefSeq and is a predicted model, not a curated record. Bases 482 to 1810 code for a protein of 442 amino acids.
CAGAUGGGUGAGUGAGGAGCCCCUCCGGGACUGGCAGGGCCAGCAAGCGCGACCGCCUCGAUGCCGGAAUCCCGUUUCCGCGGCACACCUGCAACAGGGGUCCCACGGGCAGGGGGCAAAGCGGUGCUUGCAUGCCAGGGACGCUCAGGGCUGGGAGCCCUCCCCAGCACAGCCUCCUCCUCCUCAGCUGUGCCGAGCUUAAAGCUCUUUUCACCCUUUGGGAAGCUUGUUGGCAAAGGUGCUGUGUCCUGCUGACUCUUCUCUGUUUCCCCUCCUUGUAGGCGAGACGCUGCCAGAGGAGAAUCCAGAGCAUCCAGAGCUCGAACCAGGAUGGGAUUCCGAGGGCAGCUGCUCGCUUUCUUCGCUUGACAGCAGCGAGUCGACCACGGUGUUUGGACUACACCUUGAGCCUUCUCAGGUGACAGACAUUGUCCUCAUUGCGAUCGAGGCCCUGACAGCAGAUGACAUCUCUGACAGGCAGAUGGGCAGCAACAUCCUGGACAUGGUCGUGCUAGACCCUGGCUACUGGCUGACGGACGUGCCAAAGUUCAUGAGGUACAUCCACAAAAACGUGGAGUGCAUCUGCACGGAGCCAGCCCGGCACAGCCUGGACUCCCUUCUCCUCCGAAUGACCGAGUGGUGCCCCAGAGAAGUGGUCAGGAGCCUGUUGAAGAUCUCGCCAACCUGUGACAGCGCUGCCCUGGCCAUGUGGGAGGUGAUGAUCUCCGUGCCUUGGAUUUUGUGGAGCGUCUUGACGGAGCUGCUCAGCGUGCUCCAGGACCAGCGGGUGCGCAAGGUGUUCAGCUGUGCCACGGAGGAUGCCUGCAUCUAUCCCUUGGCUCUGCUGCUCUACACUGACAUUGACGCCGAGGAGUUUGCUGCCCUGUACAGAGCCCAGAGGUACCUGAGGCGUCCAAGCUCAGUGAUGCUCUCGCUGGUGCUCAGUGUCCUCAUCACGCUUUCGAAAAAACCUAAGAUGGCAACAAAAAUGCAGGUCCUGCUGCCAGACAUCAUGGAGAACCUGCAGGAUGCCAACGCUGAUGCCAAGAUGAAGGCCCUGGUGUUCCUCAGGAGCAUGAUGGGUGACGCGAAGACUGAGGAGGCCAGCCUCAUUGCUGUGCAGCUGGCGGAGAAGCUCCCACCCCUCUUUGAUGAUGGCUCUGGGGCCACUCAGCCUCAGCUGCACAGCGGGCCCACAGCUCCUGUGUUCGGGAUCCGAGCCCAGAGCAUCUCCCCUCACAUCAGCCACGCUAACGCCCUUGCUCACCAUGUGAUGAAGGCCGUGGUGGGGAUAAACAAGAAAAAGAUGAAGAAGAGAGUGCAGAGGGUCCUGCUCCCGCUCUUCCUCCACAUGAGCGAUGAGAUCGAGAGCGUGGCACAGGGACACCCUCCUCGCCUGUGCCGAGUUCCUGGGGUGGAGGAAGCUCAGCCACCUGGCCAAGACAAACCAGACGCACCUGAUCGGAGAGUCCUUGUUAGUGCACGACAGGAGCAGGGCAGAAGACUAUCUGUUUCAGAGCCUGCAGUACCUGCGCAACGCUCAGGCCACCUUGCGAGAGGUGGCUGUCAGGUUCAUUGGGCUUGCCGUGCAGCACCUGAGGAACCUAAGUCAGACCAAGGUGUGGAAUGUCUGCAACGCCCUCUUGCCCUUGAGGAGAGACACGGAGCGCUUGGUCAGCUCCCUGGCAGCUCAGACCGUCUUCAAACUGACAAAACGCGUGAGAACACGAGGAUGGAGCCGGCGGUGGCUGUGCUGCUGUCUCGGCUGAGCCAUGGAGAACUGAAAGAAUCCUCUGGAAAAGGGCCAUAGAUUUGAAUAAUUCUUUGUUUUUAAUAAAGCUGGAAUAACAAGCCCCGUCCCAUGGUGUCCUUCCCAUGGGGACCACCCUGAGCGGGCCGAGCAGACAGCGUCCCUCCUGGCCUCUGCUGCUGCCUGCAGGACAGCACCCGCGGACCCAGGCUGUCCUGGCAACAAAGCCCCAGCU